Phycomyces blakesleeanus NRRL 1555(-) is the source of this 1792-nucleotide messenger RNA. RefSeq lists its product as hypothetical. NCBI's taxonomy places the organism in Eukaryota, Fungi, Mucoromycota, Mucoromycetes, Mucorales, Phycomycetaceae. The transcript has 2 exons. Bases 72 to 1430 code for a protein of 452 amino acids. Gene Ontology annotation, molecular function: homocitrate synthase activity. Gene Ontology annotation, cellular component: mitochondrion. The record is from RefSeq and is a predicted model, not a curated record.
AUUUCUAUUACUCUUCCAUAACUACUUCCUUAGUUUAUACUUUCUAUACACAAACCAUUAAAACAAACAACAUGUCGCCUCCCAGAGAUCUUUCCCAAACACCUGCUGUCACUGCUGCACCAGCCCAACGCACUCGCGAACCCUUUGUUUCUCCCUACAUGCCCAAGUAUCCCGACCCAAUGUCCAACAUCUCUAGCUUCAAGAUUAUCGAAUCUACUCUGAGAGAGGGUGAACAGUUUGCCAAUGCAUUCUUUGACACUGCCAAAAAGGUCGAGAUCGCCAAGGCUCUUGAUGCCAUUGGUGUUGAUUACCUCGAACUGACUUCUCCAGCCGCCUCGGAACAGUCCUACAACGACUGCAAGACCAUUGCCGGCCUGGGCUUGAAAGCCAAGAUCCUGACCCACACUCGCUGCCACAUGGACGACGCCAGACUUGCGGUUGAGACCGGUGUGGAUGGUGUGGACGUUGUGAUCGGUACAUCGAGCUACUUGCGCGAGUUCUCGCACGGUAAAGACAUGGAGUACAUCACCGACAAGGCUAUCGAGGUCAUCACAUACAUCAAGAGCCAGGGACGUGAGGUCCGCUUCUCGACCGAAGACUCCUUCCGCUCUGAUCUCGUUGAUCUGCUCAGCAUCUACAAGGCCGUCGACAAGAUCGGUGUCAACCGAGUCGGUAUUGCCGAUACCGUUGGCUGUGCUAACCCUCGCCAGGUCUACGAGCUCGUCAAGACUCUGCGCAGUGUAGUCAACUGCGACAUCGAGUGCCACUUCCACAACGACACCGGAUGCGCCAUCGCCAACGCCUAUGCUGCUCUCGAAGCCGGCGCCACCCACAUCGACACCUCUGUACUGGGUAUCGGAGAGCGCAACGGCAUCACUCCUCUCGGUGGUCUGUUUGCCCGCAUGUACGCCGCAGACAAGGACUACGUGAUGGGUAAAUACGAUCUCAAGUUGAUCCGCAAUGUCGAGAACCUGGUUGCCGACUCUGUCGAGGUCGCCGUUCCUUUCAACAACUACAUCACUGGCUAUUGUGCCUUUACCCACAAGGCCGGCAUCCACGCCAAGGCCAUCCUCAACAACCCCUCAACCUACGAGAUCCUGAAGCCUGAGGACUUUGGCAUGUCGCGCUAUGUCAGCAUUGGCCACCGUCUGACUGGAUGGAACGCGGUCAAGAACAGAAUCGAGCAGCUUCGCUUGACUGACAUGACUGACGAUGAUGCCAAGGCGGUGACCCAGAAGAUCAAGGAGUUGGCCGAUAUCCGUCCUCUCUCUCUCGACAAUGUCGAUUCUCUGCUCCACCAAUACCACGAUGCCAAGAAGACCUCAAGUCACAUCACCAUUCUUGAAAAGAUUGCCACACCAGACCAGCUUGCAGAGCCUGCUGUCAAAGCAUCAACAACUCAAAAGCAGCAGCAGCCCAUCAAAAAGUAGAAGAGCAUUUUAAAAAAUAAUAAUAACAGUAAUAAUUAAAGAGUGAAAAUAAUAAUAGAGUAUCAAAAAGAAAAAAGAAAAGAAAAGAAAAGAAAACUUCCAUUUUCCAACACAUUCACCUUUUUUUUUUCAUUCAUCCUUUAUAAUCAAUCAGUCACUCUAUUCAUUCAAUCCCUCUACCUCCUUACCUUCCUCCUUCUCCUCCUCUUCCUCCAUCAUUGUAAAAAGUCUUUCUUCCCUUCAUAUAUACUUCAUUAACAUUCAAUGAAUUUCUUUUAUAUCAUAAUAAAACAAAAAUCAAUAUUUAUAUAUACAUAAAUGGCAAUAAAAAAAAACUGUCUUUAUUUUUAUUUUUUUAUUUU